This is a messenger RNA of Arabidopsis thaliana (thale cress), 1290 nucleotides long. Its product is annotated as Fatty acid desaturase family protein. The record is from RefSeq and is marked reviewed. Gene Ontology annotation, cellular component: endoplasmic reticulum membrane. Gene Ontology annotation, molecular function: oxidoreductase activity, acting on paired donors, with oxidation of a pair of donors resulting in the reduction of molecular oxygen to two molecules of water. The coding region runs from base 32 to 979 and encodes 315 amino acids. Gene Ontology annotation, biological process: lipid metabolic process; unsaturated fatty acid biosynthetic process. NCBI's taxonomy places the organism in Eukaryota, Viridiplantae, Streptophyta, Magnoliopsida, Brassicales, Brassicaceae. The transcript has 5 exons.
CAUAUAUACUCAUACGUUGUUCAGUGUUAAAAUGUUCAUACAAAUCAUAACUCAAAGAAAAACAACCCCUCAACGGUCGAUGUGUGAUCCCAUUAGAGAAGAUGGCUCUAACAAAAGAGGCGCCGUGAGUAAGGAAAAAAGGCCGUAUAUUCAUAGAGAAUGGUCGUGGGCCGAUAUAAUACGAGCGUUAACCGUUAUCAAUGUGCACUUUUUGUGUCUCUUGGCACCAUUUAACUACAAAUGGGAAGCAUUACGGUUCGGUUUCGUGCUCUACGCAUUGACUUCACUCAGCAUCACAUUCUCAUACCAUAGGAACUUGGCUCACCGGAGCUUUAAGCUUCCGAAAUGGCUUGAAUAUCCUUUAGCUUAUUUUGCUGUUUUUGCUCUUCAGGGUGAUCCGUUGGAUUGGGUGAGCAUACAUAGGUUCCAUCACCAGUUCACAGAUUCUGACCGUGACCCACAUAGCCCUAUCGAAGGAUUUUGGUUCAGUCAUGUGUGGUGGAUAUGUGACACUCGUUAUAUCAAAUAUAAGUGUGGAGGACGUAACAACGUGAUGGACUUGAAGCAGCAAUGGUUCUAUUGGUUUCUACGAAUGACAAUUGGUUUCCACGUCUUAAUGUUUUGGACUGUCCUCUAUCUCUAUGGUGGUUUACCUUACCUUACAUGCGGCGGGGGCGUUGGAGGUGUGAUUGGGUACCACGUGACAUGGCUCGUGAACUCGGCAUGCCAUAUUUGGGGUUCGAGAUCAUGGAAGACUAAAGACACAUCUCGUAACGUUUGGUGGCUAAGCUUAUUUACAAUGGGAGAGAGUUGGCACAAUAAUCACCACGCCUUUGAGUCAUCGGCGAGGCAAGGAUUGGAGUGGUGGCAGAUAGACAUAACUUGGUAUCUUAUUCGACUAUUUGAGGUUCUCGGGUUAGCCACUGACGUGAAAUUGCCCUCGGAAAUCCAGAAACAGAAACUGGCUCUGACUCGUUGAUCAUCUGCAUGAGAGAUUUAUCAGAAUUUUAUAUUUUUAAAAAGUUAUCAAAGUUACUAUAAAAGAGGAUAAUAUAGAUGAGAGUUUAUGAUUGUUAUAGUCUUAUUGAUAUUUUCCACUAUAAAUUGUUGUUUUCUGUCUUUGGAGUAGGAUUUAAAUGCGGCAAAAAAGGUAUCUAUUUUUUUUUUAAUAAAAGGCUUAAGUUGAAGUAAGAUAUUGUAUGAUCAUUAUAUAAUGUUGUUUUCAAAUGAAUAUUUGCAUUAUUAAUUACGCUCAAUAUAUAUAUGUAGUUUCAUUAAUGUUAAAUAAGA